AUGGAAGCAGCAGCAAAAGAGCCCCUGCUGCUGCUGAGGCCUGCAGGAGGGCCAAGCGGGCUGCUGCAGCUGGCGGACGUAAGCGAUGCACUGCUGCCUCUCGAUAACGCAGCAGCAGCAGCUGCAGCAGCAGCUGCUGCUGCUGCAGGAGGAGGAAAAGGAGCAGCAGCAGAAGCAGAAACAGCGACAGCAAGAACGGAAACAGCGGUUGCUGCAGCAGCAACUACAGCAGCGCCAAACGGCUCUUACGUAGGCGCGGAGCAGCAGACUCCUCACCAGCAGCAGCAGCAGCAGCAGCAACAGCAGCAGCAAGCCCUAGGGCUGCUCAGCUGCUGGCGUAUCGCUGCCACCAUUUGCGGCUCUUGGCUGCGUGUGGCGGUGAUGCGAGUUUCACCCCUUUGCGCUGCUGCAGCUGCUGCUGCUGCUUCUGCUGCUGCUGCUGCUGAAUGCUGCUGCAGCAGCAGGCAGCAGGUUUACACAGCCGAGGCCCCCGUAUUCCGCGUGGGGGCCCCCCAGAUCGCCGAGGGGCCCCCCGUGAGCCUUUGUGUCCUUCCGGGGGCCCCCCUCCCUUUAGCAGCAGCAGCAGCGCAGCAGCUGCCGGCGCUGCAGCAAGGAGACAAGCCAUUUUUGCUGCUGCUGGCGGCUGUGAGCAAAGGGGCUUUGCUGUCGUUUGUGCUUUACCCCGAAGUUAGUGACCAGGCCCCAGCAGCCAGCAGCAGCAGCAGCAGCAGCAGCAGCUGCUGCUGCUGCUGCUGCUGCUGCAGCACGGAGCCGCUGCGGUGGGUGCUGCAGCCGCUGGCCCCUGUGACGUCUAUACACCCCACGGGCCGCAUCGAGGAUUUGCUGAUGCCCAGAGCUGCUCAUUCUUUUAGGGCCCUUGCGCCUGAGGCCUCAGCAGCAGACCUUGCACGAGCAGCAGCAGCAGCAGCGGCAGCAGCAGCUGCUGCUGCUGCUGCAGAUGAGGAUGAUGGCGAUGCGACGGAAGACGUGGAAAGCCUUGAAGUCGACCAGGAGCUGCUCGCCGAAGCCGCGCCAGCAGAGGCGCAGCAGCAGCACCGUCCGGUGCACGAGCAGCAAGAGAAGCAGAAGCAGCAGCAGCAGCAGCAGCAGCAAGCUUGUAUCCCGAAGGAAAACUGGGGAGAAGACGGGGACCCUUGGAGCGGCUUGUGCCCCCCAAGUGUGAAGGCCCGUAGACUCAGGAGCCUCCUCAGCCGCCGCCUGCUAACUCUGCUGCCCAGCUGCUGCGGCUCGCUGCUCUUCAUCUUGACGCAGCAAAAUGAAAUUAAUAUUCAACUAGCAGUGGCGCCUUUGGCAGUUUCUGCUGCUGCAGUUGGCCUGCUGAGCCUGGAGCGGCAGCUGCAGCAGCUCCUGCAGGCCUCGCAGCAGCAGCAGCAGCAGCAGCCCGCUGCCCGUGCUGCCGCUGCAGCAGCAGCUACGGCGGCUCCCGCAGCCCCAGCAGCAGCAACAGCAGCAGCAGCAGACGCUGCUGCUGCUGCGCGGUGCUGCGCAGAGGAGCAGCAACUGUGGGCUCUGCGUCUGGCACUUAGGGGGCCGUACCAGCGGCCUCUUGCUGCUGAGCGGAAAGUGCAAGAGAGCAGCAAAACUAAAAGCAGCAGAGGCAGGGCAGCAGCAGCAGCAGCAGUAAAGCUAGAAGACGAAGACGAUCUGUCGCUCCCCUCAGAUUGGGACAGCGACUGCGCAGAGGCACCAGCAGCAACAGCUGCAUCAACACCCACAGCAGCAGCAGCAGCAGCAGCAGCGUCGACAGCAACAGCAGCUACUGCUCUCAAUGGGGGUCCGCGCGGGGAAAAUUCUGUGUCUUCCGCGCCGCUGUCCAGCUUUUUUGCCGCUUCAGAAAGCCAACAGCAGCAAACAGCAGCAGCAGCAGCAGCAGCAGCAGCAGCAGCAGAGACCCCCCGGAGCGCCCUCAGCGCUACAUGCGCUUUGGCUUUUAAAUCCCAAGAAGCAAAAGGAGACAAAAGUGCAGCACAAAUAGACUUUGGGGGUCUCUGGCUCGCCUUAUUAGAAACAGCAGAAGCAGAAAGUCUUCUGCUUUUCAUUGGCAGCCAAAAACCUGCAGCAGGGGGCCCCCUGGGGGCCCCCAGGGGCCCCCCGGGGGCCCCCUUUAGGAGCGGGGCCCCCCAGGCCGGCCAGAACAGCAGCAGCAGCUGCUGCAGCCGCUGGCUUGGGGCUUGCGUGCUUUUGCGGCAGCGAGUUAUUGCUGCAGCAGCACGGCGGGUGUGUCGCCUUUUUGCUGCUGCUGCUGCUGCUGAAGCACUGCAGCAGGAAGCGACGCUGCUGCUGCUGCAGCACCUGCGGGCCCUGGUGGCCUGCCUGCUGCCUCGCAGCCACAGCCCCAACUGCGCGGCAUUCUUGAAGAAGGGCUCCCCCAGCAAGCAGCAGCAGCAGCUGCUGCUGCUGCUGCAGCAGCCAGCUGAGCCUGGCAGCUGCAUCCGCAGCAGCAGCGUGGUAGCUGUAGAGGAAGCAGCCGUGCUGCAGCUGCUGGCGCGGGAGUUCGGGGCUGCUGCUCCGCAGGGAGCAGCAGCAGCAGCAGCAGCAAAGGCGGGGCAGGCCGUGCUGCAGUUGUGUCCCCUUUGUGGGGCCAGCAGCUGCAGCAGCUCCCCACCUUUUUGCUGCUACUCUUGUGCUGCUCAUGGCCACUGCUUUCCUGCAUGCGCCCAGUGCCUGAGGUGUCUGUACACUGGAAGCGAGGGGCCCCGUGGGGCCCCCCUGCCCCUGCAUCCCCCUCCAGCAGCAGCAGCAGCAGCAGCAACUGCAGCAGCAGCAGAUGCUGCUGCUGCUGCAGCCUCAACAACAUCCUCACCAGCAGCCUCACCAGGAGCCUCUCCCUCAGCAGCCUCCUCCUCCUCCUCAGCAGCAGCAGCAGCAGCAGCAGCAGCAGGGGGGGCGCGGCCCCACGGGCUGAGUUUUUUUUGCUGCUUGCUGUGUGGGGCCUUUGCAUGCGGCGGUGAAGCCCCAGAAACGCAUGCAGCCCGCGGCUGCGGCUGGGGGCCCCAAGACGGGGCCCUCGCCAGGGCUGGCCGCUGCUGCCCGCGCUGCAGGGGGGCCGUGCGCCUCGCCAGCCUGGUCUCCUGCUGCACCCUAGCUGGCUAG
This is a messenger RNA of Eimeria tenella, 3114 nucleotides long. RefSeq lists its product as uncharacterized. NCBI's taxonomy places the organism in Eukaryota, Apicomplexa, Conoidasida, Eucoccidiorida, Eimeriidae. Gene Ontology annotation, molecular function: transcription coregulator activity. Gene Ontology annotation, cellular component: nucleus; SWI/SNF complex. The transcript has 3 exons. Gene Ontology annotation, biological process: regulation of transcription by RNA polymerase II. Bases 1 to 3114 code for a protein of 1037 amino acids. The record is from RefSeq and is a predicted model, not a curated record.